AAACGGAGGCGAGUCUGUCUGUGUGAACAUCCCGUGGCCCGGGAGCCUUCCCUGGUCACUCUUCCUCGGGGCGAGGCCGGCGGCUGCCGGACCGCGCGAAGCAGGGAACAAGGCCUCGCCCUUGGCGCCAGUUCCGCCUUUGGAUCCGCCAAUGGCCAGCUGACCCGCGGGUCCCGGCCCGGGUCUCCAUGGCAGCCCGGCGUACUCGGGCGCUCAUUGGCUACGUCUGUCGCAGCGCUGCGCCCCAACGCUCCGUCGCCGGCGGCCGUGCCACGUACGCAGCAGCCGAUUGGCCCGCGGUGGUCACGUCACUGCCCGCGCCGGGUCCGGCCUGAGUUCGGGGCCAGCAGCCGUCUACCCGGUGUCGCGUUCUGGGUUGUGGCGGCUCUGGAUCUGGCGUCAGGGCGACCGGGCGGACGAGGUGGAGCCAGAGUCGGUCAGGCGAGUUGGUGAAGGGCGCGGGGCCGGGCACGGCGUUGGGAGUGCGCGGCAGGGACCGGCCAGGCGGGCUGCAGGUACCUCAGAGCCCGGGACACCACCUCAACGUCCGCAGGCGCGAUGAAGGCGCUGAUCUUAGUGGGGGGCUAUGGGACGCGACUACGGCCGCUGACGCUGAGCACCCCGAAGCCACUGGUGGACUUCUGCAAUAAGCCCAUCUUGCUGCACCAAGUGGAGGCGCUCGCCGCGGCAGGCGUGGACCACGUGAUCCUGGCCGUGAGCUAUAUGUCGCAGGUGCUGGAGAAGGAAAUGAAGGCACAGGAGCAGAGGCUGGGAAUCCGAAUCUCCAUGUCCCAUGAAGAGGAGCCUUUGGGGACAGCUGGGCCCCUGGCGCUGGCCCGUGACCUACUCUCUGAGACUGCAGACCCUUUCUUCGUCCUCAACAGUGAUGUGAUCUGCGAUUUCCCCUUCCAAGCCAUGGUGCAGUUCCACCGGCACCAUGGCCAGGAGGGCUCCAUCCUGGUGACCAAGGUGGAGGAACCCUCCAAGUACGGUGUGGUGGUGUGUGAGGCUGACACAGGCCGCAUUCACCGGUUCGUGGAGAAGCCGCAGGUGUUUGUGUCCAAUAAGAUCAACGCAGGCAUGUACAUCCUGAGCCCUGCGGUGCUGCGGCGCAUCCAGCUGCAGCCUACGUCCAUUGAGAAGGAGGUCUUCCCCAUUAUGGCCAAGGAGGGGCAGCUAUAUGCCAUGGAGUUGCAGGGCUUCUGGAUGGACAUUGGGCAGCCCAAGGACUUCCUCACUGGCAUGUGCCUCUUCCUGCAGUCACUGAGGCAGAAGCAGCCUGAGCGGCUAUGCUCAGGCCCUGGCAUUGUGGGCAACGUGCUGGUGGACCCAAGUGCCCGCAUCGGCCAGAACUGCAGCAUUGGCCCCAAUGUGAGCCUGGGACCUGGCGUGGUGGUCGAAGAUGGUGUGUGUAUCCGGCGGUGCACGGUGCUGCGGGACGCCCGGAUCCGUUCCCAUUCCUGGCUUGAGUCCUGCAUUGUGGGCUGGCGCUGCCGCGUGGGUCAGUGGGUAAGCCUGUGGGCUGGGCCAGGUGGGGAGAGGGGCGGGGAGUGUGCCUGCCUCCCUGACAAGGCCUGUUCUCUCCUGGAGGUACGCAUGGAGAACGUGACAGUGCUGGGUGAGGACGUCAUAGUUAAUGAUGAGCUCUACCUCAACGGAGCCAGCGUGCUGCCCCACAAGUCUAUUGGCGAGUCAGUGCCAGAGCCUCGUAUCAUCAUGUGAGGGGAUGCAGUGGGGCUGGCCGAGCCCAGGUUUUCCCAUCAGCAAGGGGAGUGCUGGCCUGACACAUCAGAAGACCCUGGACUUGUCAUUUGUCUGGGGGGCAUUGGGUGAAGCUGAAGCUGUUGGACACCUGCCUUCUCAUGUGGACAUCAUCUGGCAGGAUCCCUGCUGGGCACACCCCACAAACCCCACUCCCUCAAGAAGGGCCAGGGCCAGGGCUGUAUGGAAUAAUAAUUUAAUGCUCACUGUG
This is a messenger RNA of Nomascus leucogenys (northern white-cheeked gibbon), 1972 nucleotides long. RefSeq names its product GDP-mannose pyrophosphorylase B (gene GMPPB). Gene Ontology annotation, molecular function: mannose-1-phosphate guanylyltransferase (GTP) activity; GTP binding. Gene Ontology annotation, biological process: cell wall mannoprotein biosynthetic process; GDP-mannose biosynthetic process. Gene Ontology annotation, cellular component: cytoplasm. The record is from RefSeq and is a predicted model, not a curated record. Lineage: Eukaryota; Metazoa; Chordata; Mammalia; Primates; Hylobatidae.